AUGUCGAGGCUUCUUGAUAAAGCCAUCACGGCUUUUAAGCACCGUCUACCGGUGUUUUAUCAACAAUGCAGGCCUUUAGUUGAUCCUUUGAUAUCGCUCCUCGUCGAAAGAAUAUACCUCGACAUCGGUAGUGCUGACCUCCCUCGUUGGAGAGAUAAAGAAGACGAACAGCAGACAGAACUCCGAAACAAGAUUGUUGGGCGUCUGAUGGACGAGAUGCGGCAGAUGCAUAACGAGGAAGUCCAGUUUGACGAUGAUUACGAGAACGAUAUCUUUACCAUUGUUCUGUACUGGUAUCUGAAGGACAACUCAGCGAAAUUUCUUCGACAAAGAAAGCCGCCGCAAGACAAUAAAUGGCCCACGGCUCUCUUCUGGGGAUUUGAGAGACGCUCUCCCCGGUCAAUCCCUCAUACCGCCGAUCGAGCUUUAGAGUACUGUUCGCCACUUGCCCCUGUUUUUAUCAGACGUGAAUCACACUUCGCGCCUAAUUCAUUCUACGGAGAAAGAGAUGUGAGUAACGAGUCUUGCCUAAAGGUUAGAUUAUCUCUCUCACAAUCCCAACAACUGCCACGACGUUCGAUGGUGAGAUUUCAAGAUGGUCGAAAAAUCAUGGAAAUAACUGAUCCGGAUGCUCUUCCCGAACAUGCUGUUUCUGAAACUUACCUUCGAGAGUUUGAACUGGAUGAUCUUCUUUCUUAG
Penicillium coprophilum is the source of this 699-nucleotide messenger RNA. RefSeq lists its product as uncharacterized. The record is from RefSeq and is a predicted model, not a curated record. NCBI's taxonomy places the organism in Eukaryota, Fungi, Ascomycota, Eurotiomycetes, Eurotiales, Aspergillaceae. The transcript has 2 exons. Bases 1 to 699 code for a protein of 232 amino acids.